AUGGAGGCAAUCUCCAAGCAGAUGUACGAGAGGCCCUGUAUCUACGUGACCACAGUGUCGACUCUCCUGUGCCUGGUAACCAUUCCCGUCUGCCUGGCCAUCUUCACCAGCACCCCCCUCAUGCACGGUCAGCAGCUCGCCAUGGCUAUAGACAUGAUCGCGGUGGCGCUGGUCUGUGUGCUAGUGCCUGUUAUAGUGGGAAUCCUACUGCAGCAUUACUGCAAAAAGAUCGCUGACGUGCUGGGCAAGCUGGCAUCUUACCUGGGCGGACUCCUCCUCAUCAGUAGUAUCAUCGUGGCGACUGUGAUCUACCGGGCGGUGUUCCGCGGUCCUACGGGCGUCCUCGUCAUCGCCGCCGUAUUCCCUCCCUUCUCCCUCCUCUUCGGUUACGCCUGGGCCAUCGCCUUCAAGGAGGACCCUGCCGUGGCCAAAACGGUAGCGGUCCAAACAGGCAACCGCAACGUGUCUCUCUGCCUCUCCGUCCUGAAGCUGGCCUUCCACGACAACUUGGCAGACCAGAUCCUGACGUUUCCAAUAGAGUACUGGCUGAUACAGAACGCGUUCACCCUACUGGUGGCGUUGCUGUAUCACACGUGGAAGACGUACCGCUACCCCGCCGGGAACAACAGCGAGUCCCUGCGCAUCCUGGGCGAGAAGGUUUCCCAGCAAGAGGAGGAGGAGGAGUCUGAUGGGGCUUAG
This is a messenger RNA of Branchiostoma floridae (Florida lancelet), 699 nucleotides long. RefSeq names its product ileal sodium/bile acid cotransporter-like. Gene Ontology annotation, biological process: bile acid and bile salt transport. Gene Ontology annotation, cellular component: membrane. The transcript is spliced from 3 exons. The record is from RefSeq and is a predicted model, not a curated record. NCBI's taxonomy places the organism in Eukaryota, Metazoa, Chordata, Leptocardii, Amphioxiformes, Branchiostomatidae. Gene Ontology annotation, molecular function: bile acid:sodium symporter activity. The coding region runs from base 1 to 699 and encodes 232 amino acids.